AUGGGGUGCAUUGAUCAUCGUCGGAAGAACAUCCAGUACAAGGCGGAACAGAAGUGGGAUUACAUCAGCCUGAACGAUUUCCGUUCGCGAGGAUGCCUAACCCCGUUCGCGUACUUCUACCUCUGGCUCAUGCUGCUCAUCUCAGUCGCCGUCUACGGCGUUGAUAUGUUCACUGCCAUCAACCUGCUCGCCUUCGACAAGUGGUCUUCCGAAAUCGAUCCCGCCAUCGACUUUAAGAUAUCGAAAUGGAUCUUUUCCGUCUCCAUCAUUGCGUCCUUCGUCAACCUUGCCUUUGAGCAGUUCCGGGCUUUGCGCGUCAUGAAGCGAGGAAACGUUGCUGAAUGCUACCUCGACAACAUUGCCGUCCGCCUGGAGAGUACUCGCAUGGGAAAGGGACAGGGCUGGAGACGUUUCCUGGUUUUUGCCGAACUCACCAAGAGCAAGAAGGGAGCCGAGUACAUCGCUCUGUUCACCUACUUCAGCUUCCAGUCCUGGAUCCGUGUCAUCGUCUGUUCCGGCCCCCGUCAAGUCGUCAACGCCCUCACCCUGAAGUCCGUCUACGACGCCAAGCUUGCCGUUCACGAAGCUUCCGUUGAGGGUUCCCUGCUGGGUUUCUUCGAGAAGAUCAGGCAACUUGCUACCGAGGACUACCAGCAGGCACUGAUCUUGUCUGGUAUGCUCUUCACCCUCAUCAUCUGGGUCUUCUCCGCUCUCUACCUCAUCAUGGCGGUUCUGUUCUACGUCCUGUUCCUGUGGCACUGGAUUCCCAAGGAUGACGGUGGUCUCUCCGGAUACUGCGAACGCAAGGUCAACAAGGCCCUCACCAAGGUUGUCACGGCCAAGGUCAACAAAGCGUUAGCCAAACAGGAUGCAGACAGGAAGAAGGCGGAGAUGAAGGCAGCCAGGAAGAACGGCGAGAAGAUUGCCCCUGAGCGACAGGCAACUCUUCCCACCAUCCCCAACGUGGGAGACCCCGACAAGCUCGCCGAGAUGCCCAUGAUCAGCCGCAGCGACACCUUCGCGACGCUGCCUGCUUACGAGUCUCGCCCUGGCACUCCUGGCAGCUUCGAACUCGGCGCCAUGGACCAGAAGCGGCCAGUCCCGUCGAGGAUGGGCACCACCACCUCAACUGCCAGCUACUCUUCUCGCGCGCCUCUCGUCGGUGGUGCUGCGGACAUGGGCUACCAGCGAUCCGCGUCUCCCGCUCCCUCGCUGCCUCCCUUGGACCUCAACAACUACCCCCCACCCGCACGACCCGGCACCUCGAAUUCGCAAAGAAGCUUCCGCCCUCAGCUGUCACAUGUGCACACCAACUCACAAAGCUCCCUGCGGGGUAUCUCGGAGAGUCCCGCUACCUAUUCCCCGGAUACGAUGCCACCUUUCCCGCCCCCUGUUCGAACUGGCACUGGCGACAGCUACAGAUCCCAGGGCCCUUACCAGGGUGGCCGGCCUACUCCUGCUCCGCGGGCCACCUACGACGACUACUCUGGUCAGUCCAACGGAAGAGCCAGCCCAGCGCCUUCGUCCUACUCAUCACGCACCCCUGCUCCGCGGGCCCCUGGCUACCAAGCCUAUCAGCCUUUCAACCCCCAGCAGCGAAGUGCCACUGGUCCGAUUCCUCCGCGUGGCCCGACCACUGCUCCCACGCGGAACAUGACGGCGCCUGUUCCUCCUCGACCUCAGGAGGACUACUUCGCCCGUCCGGGAACGUCACAGAGCCAGAGACCCCCGAGAAACCAGGGCUACGGCGGCUACAACGGCUACAACGAUGACGUCGAGUCCCAGAGAGGCCCGCGGUACUAG
Molecule: messenger RNA, 1803 nt
Organism: Colletotrichum karsti
Lineage: Eukaryota; Fungi; Ascomycota; Sordariomycetes; Glomerellales; Glomerellaceae
Product: pheromone-regulated membrane protein
Exons: 3
Coding region: 1-1803 (600 amino acids)
Biological process (GO): potassium ion transmembrane transport
Cellular component (GO): plasma membrane
Molecular function (GO): potassium ion transmembrane transporter activity
Source: RefSeq, a predicted model, not a curated record